Messenger RNA from Rana temporaria (common frog), 2605 nucleotides. Its product is annotated as mucosa-associated lymphoid tissue lymphoma translocation protein 1 homolog. The transcript has 17 exons. Bases 313 to 2262 code for a protein of 649 amino acids. Gene Ontology annotation, biological process: proteolysis. Gene Ontology annotation, molecular function: cysteine-type endopeptidase activity. The record is from RefSeq and is a predicted model, not a curated record. NCBI's taxonomy places the organism in Eukaryota, Metazoa, Chordata, Amphibia, Anura, Ranidae.
CAGCGUGCUGAUUGGUCGGCCUGUCGCUCACUCUCAGUGAGGUCAGACUUUAGCAGGCAGAUGAGGAAGUCACACUGUUGUUGGAAGAAUCAUGAUUUUGUGUCUGCGCUGCUCUCCGAAUCAGUCCUGGGUUUUGUUAAGGGCUGACGUAACAACUGGAGGAAAAGCAGGGCAAACACCCCAGUCGUAAUCAGGAGCAAGAAAAAGAAUCACAACACAACAGCUGGCUAGAAGAAUAGGAUGAAGUAAGGUUGUGCAAUGUACCCUCUGUGAUGUCUUCCAUAUGUCCACAGGCCCAGCAGAUGAGUAAUCAUGCUGAAAGAAAUCCGAAUCACAGAGCAACCUGUGUGUGCCUGUGUUCCCCCGGACUUUCCCCUCACCCUACGGUGUCGGGCCCAAGGUCCCAGGAGGCUCCGUUAUCAGUGGUUUGUGCAGUCAGAGUCCACAGAUUCACAAGAAAUUCCAGGGGCCACCCUGCCUGACCUGCACAUCGAGGCCAGGCGAACACAACUGUACGUCUGUCGUAUAAAUGACCAGCAUCUCGUCUUGUUCAGCCACUGGGUGAAGGUGAAAGUGUUGAGAAACCUUCCUGAGGGCUGCCUCCCAUACGACUGGAAUGGCGAGCCUAUCAUAAUCACCAAUCCGGUCUCUGCACAUGUGAAAUCCCACAAACCUGCCAAGCUUCAGUGCAGUGCUUUGGGAAUACCAGCACCCGAAUACCAGUGGUACCGCAAUGGGCUCUGCCAGACUCAUGGAAGGGAGAUGCACAUCACGAUCAAGUCAUUGAAGCCUACAGACUGUGGCAGCUACCUGUGUUGUGUGUCUAAUGCCCAUGGGGAAAGGUGGAGUGAAGCUGCUGAACUAAGCAUAGAGGAAGACAUUAUUUUCCAGCAAACCCCACCACCUUCUGUAAGAGCAGGUUCAAAACCGUCCGAAAGAUACUUUGCGGCUGGGAAAGUUGCUUUGCUGAUUGGUAACAAUAGUUACAUCAGACAUCCCAAUCUCUUGGCCCCUAUGGUUGAUGUAUGUGAGCUGUCUGCACUCCUCAGAAAAUUGGGCUUCUGUGUAAUCUCACUUGUAGACUUGACUCGGGAAGAAAUGAUAACAGCAGUCCAUCAGUUUCUACAACUCCUGGACAGAGGGAUGUAUGGGCUAUUUUAUUAUGCUGGUCAUGGAUAUGAACGUUCUGGGAGGAACUACAUGGUCCCCAUUGAUGCUCCCCAACCAUACAGGCCUGAAAAUUGCAUCAGCGUACAAAGAAUACUGCAGAAGAUGCAAGAAAGAAGGACUGCCUUGAAUGUGGUUCUCCUAGAUACCUGCAGGAAGUGGUAUAAUUCUGACUGUGCAGUAUCUACAGUGACUCCUCUGAAGCCCCUAGGGAACACUGUUUAUGGAUAUGCCACGAGUGAGAAUGCAGAAGCCUAUGAAGUUCAAGAUGAGGAAUUCAGCUCUGGGAUUUUUAUGACAUAUCUGAAGAAGCACAUUCUGAAGGAAAAGAAAGUUACUCACAUGCUGGAGGAUGUUCUUGAAGACAUUGGCAAAGACCCUCUGGUAAUUGGCAAGCAAGUUAUGGAAAUACGGCACUCCCUCAAAGAGUGCAGAACUCUAACUGACAAGAUUUGCUGCUCAGCCAGUGAACCACUCGAUAGGACGGUGUGGGAUCACCGAAGCAAAAUCCCCAAACAAAUGGUAAAGUUCUCAUGCGGAGUUGAAGCGGAACUAAGAUUCAAAACUGUGUUCUCAAACCUCAUUCAUACUUUUGCAAAACUGACAAAUAUUCCUUCUCAUCUAACCGACAUCAAGAUUAUUCUUUACAAACCUUCCGACAUGGCAGAUCAAUCAAACGCAUGCAGACGUGACCCCUUAGAUUCUCUGGUGGCUCUGCAGGAUGAUGGUGAAGAAGCAGACUGCAUGCUCAGGCUUUCUAACCUUCAGAAAUGCCAGAAUGACAUCAUCAUAAAGCUCGAUCUGCAUUUCACAAAUCUUGAUGGUGCCAGAAUUCAGGAGAGUUUGGAGCAUGUGAUCCCCAAACCAUGGAUUGCUAAAUUAUUUAACAGGACAAAUCCACUGUGUUUCAUGAGAAGGCAUAAAGCUGAAGCUCCAGAGAGCAUGCCCACCAUGGAAACCCAGCUCACUACAGACUCCUUGGACUCGCAGCCUGGAGCACAUCUCAUAGAUGCUGGGGAAAUGCCCAUUAGUGGUCAAUCAAAAUCCAGCAGUGAGCCUGAAGAGAACGAUGAAAGUGAUAUAUUACCUAUCUAAUGAAGAAUGCAUUAGAACAUGAGGAAUUGUAUGUUAUACUUCCAUUCAGAAGCCGAUUCAUUUCUGGAUGGUCCUUUAGAGUUCACAGACUGCAAAGCUGCACAUGAAUUCAAAAGACGCUUUGUGACUUCAUUUGCAGAAGACCAAUAUUUUGUAUCUAUAAUUUACACAUUCAGAUGGUUGUUCUGAUUACUUCUCUCUAGGAGAGAUGGGAAAUAUUGUCAAUUUAUAACACUCUUAGCAAAGUUAAGAAAACAUAUAUUUCAGACUUGUAGCUAGAUUCAGUAAGAGUUAGGCCGGCGUAUCAGUAGAUACGCCGACCUAACUCGGAAUCUGCGGCGAC